AUGGCGAUCAAGCACAACCAGCAGAUCCCGCACAACCAUUUCCGCAAGGAUUGGCAGCGACGAGUCCGCGUUCACUUCGACCAGCCCGGUCGCAAGCUUAGACGCCGCAAUGCCCGUCUCUCAAAGGCAGCAGCUGUCGCACCCCGCCCAGUCGAUAAAUUGAGACCCAUCGUCCGAUGCCCAACAAUCAAGUACAACCGCCGUGUACGAGCUGGACGUGGUUUCACCUUGACUGAGCUGAAGGAAGCUGGUAUCCCCCGCAAGCUUGCGCCCACAAUCGGUAUCUCCGUCGACCCCCGCCGCCAAAACCUCUCCACCGAAUCCCUUGCCGUCAACGUCGACCGUCUAAAGGCCUACAGAGCUCGUCUCAUCCUCUUCCCCCGCAAGUUGGGCAAGCACAAGUCUGGUGAUGCAUCCAAGGAGGAAGUUGCUGGUGUCAAGAACACUGUUGCCAGCUUCAAGGCUGCUCUUCCAAUCGCCAACACCGAGUCAGGAUUCAGCGAGAUUAAGAAGGGUGACGUGCCAUCGGCAACUGAGGGUGGUGCUUACAAGAAGUUGAGAGAAGCUAGAAGCGAAGCGAGAAACGCCGGCAAGCGUGAGAAGCGGGCGAAGGAGAAGGCUGAUGAGGCUGCUGCUGCUAAGAAAUAA
This is a messenger RNA of Lachnellula hyalina, 648 nucleotides long. It is a transcript of the gene rpl13, whose product is annotated as 60S ribosomal protein. Gene Ontology annotation, cellular component: cytosolic large ribosomal subunit; ribosome. Gene Ontology annotation, biological process: translation. Bases 1 to 648 code for a protein of 215 amino acids. The transcript has 4 exons. Gene Ontology annotation, molecular function: RNA binding; structural constituent of ribosome. The record is from RefSeq and is a predicted model, not a curated record. Lineage: Eukaryota; Fungi; Ascomycota; Leotiomycetes; Helotiales; Lachnaceae.